UGCCUCCGACUAUUUUGACACUCAAGGACCUAAUUUCUCGCAUGAGCCGCCAUAGCGCACCGAAUUCACUAACAGUGCUGGCAGCAUUGCCGAUUGCAUAGCACAUGCCAAACCACCGCCGAAUGUCGAAUGGCUGGACAAGGACAAUAAUCCCAUCACUUCGAUAUCAAAUUUUCUUUACAUGUUUCAUCCAAAGUUGGAGAACGUCACAAAUAAGAACAGAUAUUCCAGUCUUGGUUGUGAAUCAACGCUACGAACCGGAAGUGCAAAAUCCAGGAGGUUUUAUUGGUAGCAAUGUGUUAAUUAAAUGUAAUAUACCGUCGUUUGUUAAGGAGUAUGUGGCGGUGACAUCAUGGCUGCAGGAACCGAAUUUCAAUAUAUAUCCAUCGCUAGAAGAAGAUGGCGUCAGAUUGCCAAUGAAUAUACGAAAAACGUGUUGAGAACGGCUCCCUACUUAUCGAGAAUGUGCAACGCACCGCCGGUGAGCGAACCUACACUUGCAUUGCCCGCAACAAGCACAACUACACGGCGCAACAAACGGUGGAGGUGAAAGUUUUAUGUGAGUUAAAGUUGAGGUUGCAGUUGAUGCGGCGAAAUUUUCGUUGAUAACGUUGGCAGCAAUAUUUCAAUUUGUUGCUCAUUUUGGAUGGCUGCAAAUUCGGAAAUUUCACCAGACUAAUUUCAAUUUGUCUGAAGGAGUUAAUGAAAAACUGCAAAAUGAUGAAAUAUUUGCGCUUAGAUCCUUAUAAGUUUUAGUAAAUUUUAAAAGUUGUAUGUAGAACAAUUCAAAAUAAGCUACGAAAAAUCACAAUAAAACUCGCAAGUGGUAAACACCGCUAAAUAUACUCGGAGAGUGAUGGCAAGUGGUUACGAAACUUAGAAGACGUUAA
Molecule: messenger RNA, 890 nt
Organism: Bactrocera tryoni
Lineage: Eukaryota; Metazoa; Arthropoda; Insecta; Diptera; Tephritidae
Product: Down syndrome cell adhesion molecule-like protein Dscam2
Exons: 4
Coding region: 105-440 (111 amino acids)
Source: RefSeq, a predicted model, not a curated record